GGGUCGCUGCCCCCGGGGGAGCUUGACGUAUCUUUUGCGUUUCGCCUGCCUGCGUCGAGGUUGUCGAGAUGCGGACAUAAACGUCGUCAGAAAGAGGGGGAGAGAGAGAGAGAGAGAGAGAGAGAGAGAGAGCAGCAGCCGAGCGUCCAAGUGAAAAGUCGGCGAUUAACAAUUUGGCGGCGAAAGUGCGCGCGUCGCGUCAAGAUGUACUUUGGCAACUUGAUAACGGCGGUGUCGCUGCGUAAGUGUUUCUACUUGUCGGCGGCAGUGCUAGUGUUGUCGACCCUCAUGGCGGCGGUGAUAAUCGUCAAGCUGUCGCCGCUCGAGGCGGUCAAGUGUCAGCUGCAGACGGUGACCGCGGCCGUCGAGUGGAGCACGCUGGCCAAUCAGCCUAUCGAUUCCUCGACGACAACCAGCAGCAGCACCAGCACCGCUGCAGCCGCCGUCGCCGCCUCGGCCACGCAAACCUCGCACGAGGGCCGUCGCGAGGGCAACGAGAGGCGCUACCGCGAGAUGCGCGAGCGGAUGGUGCAGAGCAAGGUGGCGAGGAUGUCACGGCGGAUGAGGAACAGGGUGCUGCCGCUGCUGAACGGCAGCGCGCCGGUGGAGGCGAACCCGAACGUGCACAUCUUCUACUACGCCUGGUACCGCUCGCUCGACUACGACGGCGCCUGGCAGCACUGGAACCACGCGAUCCUGCCCAGCUGGAAGAAGAACGACAAGCGGGUGUUCCCCGAGGGCGCGCACUCGCCGCCGGCCGACAUCGGGGCCAACUACUACCCGAAUCUGGGCUGCUACAGCUCGCGCGACCCGCAGGUGAUCGACCUACACAUGCGCCAGCUGCGGGAUGCCGGCAUCGGCGUGGCCGUGGUCUCGUGGACGCCGCCCAGCGCCAGCGACAAGACCGACUCGCUGAUGCCGGACCUGCUGGACGCAGCGCACAGGCACCAGCUCCGGGUGGCGCCCCACAUCGAGCCCUACGCCGGGCGCAACCCCAUCAACCUGAUGGAGCACAUCCGAUACGUGCUCGAGCGCUACGGCUCGCACCCGGCGCUCUGCCGGAUGCGCAGGGAGGACGACGGCGCCGUGUUGCCGGUCAUCUACAUCUACGACUCGUACGUGUUUCCCUCGAGCGCCUGGUGGGAGCUGCUCUCCGAGCGCGGCAACCUCACGCUCCGCGGCACCGAGCUCGACGCCAUCUACAUCGGCCUGCUCGUCGACUCGCAGCACAAGAACCACAUCAAGAAAUCGCAUUUCGACGGCUUCUACACCUACUUCGGCAUCAAUGGGUUCAGCUACGGCAGCUCGUGGAAGAACUGGAAGGACCUCGGCAAGUUCGCCAACCAGAACGGACUGAUCUUCAUCCCGAGCAUCGGCCCGGGUUACAUCGACACGCAGGUACGGCCGUGGAACGCGGAGAACACGCGGCACCGGCGCCACGGCCAGUACUACGAGGUCGCCUGGCGGAGCGCGCUCAACAGCGGCGCCAGCGUCAUAUCCAUCACGUCGUUCAACGAGUGGCACGAGGGCACGCAGAUCGAGCCCGCCAAGCCGGCGAGCAACAAGGAGUUCACGUACCUCGAUUACGAGCCCGAGGGCUCGGACUUCUACCUGAACCUCACCAAGUGGUGGGUGCAGCAGUUCACCGAGAAGCUCAAUGCCGUCAGCUCGGCUCUCAGCUAAACUGCCAAUCGUUCGCGCGGGAGCUGCACCAGACUGAGCUUCUCUUUCCGUUGGCUUUUCUUCUACCUUUGUCGCAGACUUCUUUCCACCGAUUUACCCUUUGGUUGAAAUUACGAUGCGCUUGUAAAUAUGUAAUCGGAUGCUACGCGAUACGAGGAUAUGAUUACGUUCAAUUUUUCGACCAGUGAUAAAGUUAUUAUUACUGCGAUUAUUUCACGUCUAUUUUUGUACUUGCGUUCGAUACGUUCACUGUUAAAUCUAAUUUGGCCAGCUAUAUUUUUGUAACUUUUCAAUAAACCAAGGAGGCGUACCGCAGCGAUGUCCAAUGGGGAAUCGACUAAUAAUGAAAUUCAUGUCGGUCGAUCGAUACGGGAAAACUUUACUUCUAAAUCAACGCUGCAACACGGGUAUGUUAGUGAAAGAGGACCGGUUUUUAUGAUUAAUGAAACGAAGAUUCGCAAGAGAGUACAAUGAACUUAGGACGUUGAAUGUCCCUUACAAUUCUUUCGAUUGCCAUAUUCGAAGCCAAUAAUAGGAAUUAAAACACGAUCGAGAUUAUCGCACACUUCUCAUCCACGACUUUUUAAAUGACUUUUACAUGCACCCUCUUUACAGAUUUACCAACGAGAAUAAAGUUACUUCGCACAAGGUACACUGUUACUACUCGCAAAUUCAAACAAAACAUUUCUACUUUUAUCUCUCUUCGCGCACGGCAACGCAUCCCGCUGCCACCUUUCUUAUAAUAGAAUUUUACGCUAGAAGGAAAAUCAAAUCUAAACUUUCCAAUUUUUCAACAUAAACAAGUUAAUGGAAAACUGAGCUCUUCGACCAGGAACGUCGUCUUUUCGUAGAUUGUUCGUAUGCCACGACGACUGCGGCUUUCCGACGAUCGUGUCUCCUCGCUCGGCCGACCACACGCUGAUCUUCGCUACUCGAGCGCGAGACAGCUGCCGUUGUCACACACGUUUACAUGUAUAAUAAUUGAUGCGGGGGCCAGGCUGACUGAAAUCUUCCGUCGUUCAUUUUUCCUUUUCUUUAUCGAGAGGUGAAACGAAAAAUACUCGACCAAAAGAAGCAAUUUAUUCGACCGACGGGGAGAAAACUGAGGGAGCGCCAUUGCUCCUUCGACCAAAGAUGAUACAAUAAUACUACGGUUCGCUGCGAACGGACGCGAAGGAUAAAUUAUAAUAAGCCCGUUCUAUCUUUGAAGCUGCGGUUGCGCCUGAUCGUUCUCGUUUACGUGUUACAAAUACAACCGCGUUCGUUCUCUUCGACGUGCUUUCGGCUUUUCCAAAGGUGCAACGUAGCUGAAAAAGCGUAAAUGUGUAUUAUACAUAGACAAUAACCAGUCCCUGUCCCACUUCGUAACAGGGUAAUCUUCCUGUAUGAUUGUCGAGCUCGAGAGUUAACAGGAAAACAAGUUUCUGCCGAAUCGAAUUAAGGGAAGGCCCUGGCCUUCCGAUGACCCGCGGAAACCAGGUUUUUCCGCGCGAAACUUCUCGCGUGUAAAAUUGCAUGUCGAUAUUCGAUUAUCGUACGAGAUUGAAGUGUCACCGGCCGUAUGUUUUAGAGGCGUCGUCUUCUUUUUGCCCGAAUAUUUUAACGUGCGUCACGUGAUAAGUCCGCCAAAAGUCAAAACUGCCCCAGCAAGCGAGAUUUCGGGCGCUGUCCCACCUCCCCCUUCUUUUCUUGUUUGUCCCUUUGAAAAAUCCUCUAAAUUUGGAGUUCAGGCCUACACGUCAUUGGGAAAUUACAAAAAGUGUCCGGAGUAGUUGGAGACGUCGACAUAUCGUACUAUGGCUGUCAGAUUAACAGCUUCAGACGCUCACAGGGUUUUUUCGUAGACAGUAAAAACUUUACAUGGUGAAAAUCGUUCGCUUUUCUUUCCGAGAUUCGUUGACGAUGAAUUGUAAUUUCACGGUAAAGAAAAAACUUCACUGUCGUGGUCUCUUGCGAAGGAAGAUCAAAUGAAGAAGAAGAAUGGCUAAAAUUAAGAAUAAUACACGCUCGACGCGUCACAAUCGCGAUUCAAGCGAUGUACAAUAUUUUUCGGGACUUUGGAUUUGCGCUAAAAUAUAUUGCUCGUUAUCUCUUAUACAUAUCGUUCUAUAUAUUUAACGCACAUCAAUAGAGAUUAAAAAAAUGGCGUAGGUGAUAGCGAGAGUGAAUGAGGGUGACGAUGAUGUGUUUUGAAUUGUGUACGUGAUUUCUCGACAAAGAGCGCGAAAGAUUGUGUAGCUUAAUCAUUCAUUUUUUCUGAACAUAAUUAGAUAAGAAAAAAUAAACUUAAACCCAUUUGUAAACCCCAUUAAAUCGCUGCGUUGGUGUUGAAACGAGCAGGAAUUUAUUGGUGAGAAACUGAAUGAAAAAAAAACGUUCAUUCUGGCUAAAUAACCGAGAAUAAUGUAGAGAUUAUAAACAAAGGAUUAUUAAUGAUGUCACUCGACCUUAUGUAAAACAACAACAAAAAUGGCAAAUAUACCUGCAUGAAAUAAA
Phymastichus coffea is the source of this 4179-nucleotide messenger RNA. RefSeq names its product glycoprotein endo-alpha-1,2-mannosidase-like protein. The transcript is spliced from 5 exons. The coding region runs from base 205 to 1683 and encodes 492 amino acids. Lineage: Eukaryota; Metazoa; Arthropoda; Insecta; Hymenoptera; Eulophidae. Gene Ontology annotation, cellular component: Golgi apparatus. Gene Ontology annotation, molecular function: alpha-mannosidase activity. The record is from RefSeq and is a predicted model, not a curated record.